Messenger RNA from Cannabis sativa, 840 nucleotides. RefSeq lists its product as uncharacterized. The record is from RefSeq and is a predicted model, not a curated record. Gene Ontology annotation, molecular function: zinc ion binding; nucleic acid binding. NCBI's taxonomy places the organism in Eukaryota, Viridiplantae, Streptophyta, Magnoliopsida, Rosales, Cannabaceae. Bases 1 to 840 code for a protein of 279 amino acids. The transcript has a single exon.
AUGAAUAGAAACCUAAUCCGGACAAUCUUGGGCAGAGUUUGGGGGUUAGCAGAGGUAGAUUCGGGGGUGAAGAUUAAGAAGGUGACUAUCGAAGCCUCCUUCCUGAUUUUCUCCUUCAAGAACGAAUCGGAUUUGUCGAGAAUUGUCAAUAAGUCUCCGUGGAUGCUGAACAAUGGAGUGUUGAUUCUUCAACGCUUUUCAAAACUUCCGUCUAACUGGGAGGUGGAGAUGAAUCGGUUUCCGUUGAUGGGUAGAGUUUUGAAUCUUCCCACUAAAGCUAUAACCAAGAACAACAUGCUACGACUAGCAUCAAUGGCGGGAGAGGUUAUUGAAAUCCAAAAAGAAGAGGUAACAAAGAUUACAGUGAAUGGUUAUUUUUGGUUUAAAGUGUGGAUCGCGAUCGAUAAACCGUUAUGCCCGGGGUUUCUCUAUCCUAAUUCUGGUGAUCGAAUUUGGCUCCCAUUCCGUUAUGAAAGAUUGCCCUUUAUGUGUUUUAGCUGUGGGAAGAUAGGACAUGAUUUCAGGUCUUGUGCAUCACAUCCUGUGACUGUCGUGGAUGGUAAGGGUCGUUCUUCAGCAGCCUUCGGUGCUUGGUUGAAAAUCGAUGAUAAACCAAUGGGGCAAAAGGGAAGAACAGAGAACACAGAAGAUGGAGAGAAGGGUACUAAUUUCAUUCAACCUGCUGUUAGCUUGAAGGGGAUUAGCGAAGUGGAAAAGUCUCAAUUGGUAAAAAGUCUGGGGGAAGUCUUGAAUCCGACUCUACUCCAAGAAUUACCAACCAGAAUUCUCUGCGUGGGGAGGUACAAACUUCUAAAACUUCUUUUCCAUUCGAAUUUGUGA